AUGCAGUCGUUUCUCCACUGCCUGGCGAUUGUUGCCAUUCUUUUCGCAGCUCGGCCGUGCCGUGCAUCCCGUCCUGAUCAGUCUCUCCGAUCACCACAGGGCACCUCAAGAGGACAUGUGAACGCUGCGUACUUCAUCAACUGGGGCAUCCAUGACAGAGGCUUUUACCCUCAGCAUAUGGAUGUGUCCCACAUCUCUCACGUACUCUACGCAUUCUUGGGUGUCGAAUCCGACGGAACAGUAUACUCCAAAGACGAAUAUGCCGACUAUAUGGCACAGCUUGACGGAGACACAACUUUUCCUCUUAAAAAAAAAUCCAAUCGUCACCUCAAGACUCUGCUUUCCAUCGGCGGAUGGGGGGCCGGGUCUGCGAACUUCAGCGCUGCCGCAAGCACACCUGACACGCGUGCCAGAUUCGCCUCGACUUCGGUCUCCCUGAUGUGGAAUUGGGGUUUCGACGGUAUCGAUAUCGACUGGGAGUAUCCGGAUGAUGAAAUCGAUGCUGCUAAUUUAGUUCUCCUCCUAAAGGCUGUACAGACAGAACUUGGCAUAUGUGCAAGAAACUACGCCUCGGGCCAUCAUUUCCUACUGUCCGUUGCCGCCCCAGCUGCUCCUGAGCAUUACUUAAAGCUUCAACUGAACCAUACGGGCGGAAUUGUUGACCAAAUCAACCUUAUGGGUUAUGACUACUCUGGAAGCUGGGAUCACAUCAGUGGUCAUAACGCCAACCUGUUCCCGUAUAAACGCCCUGUCAAAAAGCUCAACCUCGACUAUACCCUCAAUGAAAGCUUCGAAACGGCGAUCAACACGGACUAUGCUAUCAAAGACUAUCUUAGAUCCGGGGUGCCCGGUGAAAAGAUUGUCCUCGGCAUACCUGUCUUCGGCCGCUCCUUUGAAAAUAACACGGGCCUCGGAAAGACCUUCAGUAGUGUUGGGAAGGGCUCCUGGGAGCUUGGCAUCUGGGAUUACAAGGCACUUCCCAAGGAAGGAGCUACGAUCAUAUACGACCCAAUAGCCCAUGCGUCUUUCAGUUAUGACGAGAGAAAACGUGAAUUAAUCUCCUACGAUACCCCGAGCGUAGUUCAAGAGAAGGUAGAAUACGUGCUGGAGCAUGGUCUCGGCGGAAGCAUGUUCUGGGAGGCUUCUGCGGACAAGCAGGGACGUGACUCCCUUAUCGGCACAAGCUACCGCGCCUUGGGAAGCCUGGAAGCGACGCAGAACUGGCUGGAUUACACGAAUUCGUACUUUAACAAUAUUGCGACAAAGAUGGGCGAGGACUAUAUCUGA
Molecule: messenger RNA, 1287 nt
Organism: Fusarium subglutinans
Lineage: Eukaryota; Fungi; Ascomycota; Sordariomycetes; Hypocreales; Nectriaceae
Product: endochitinase
Exons: 4
Coding region: 1-1287 (428 amino acids)
Biological process (GO): carbohydrate metabolic process; chitin catabolic process
Cellular component (GO): extracellular region
Molecular function (GO): chitin binding; chitinase activity
Source: RefSeq, a predicted model, not a curated record